AUGGCUCUAUCCACAAUGAUCUACAAUCAUCUUCCCACCACACAAUAUUCCACCAUGACCAGGAUUUCUGUAGUCCAUGCCCAUCAACAAGCUCUUCUGGAUCCCCCAAAAACAAAACCAUCAAAUCCGGCAUCACGCCUCGCCGAAUCGCUCUCACAUCUCCUCCACCUCCAUCUUGAAACCCCUCCUCGGACGGAGCUUCACCAAUCCAUUUGGGACUCUUUUAGUGAAGAGAAACACUCCACUCCCACAACUUCUCCCAAGGAGGUGAUAGCGCACAAGUGGCGUGAGAUCCACCGUUCUUCAGAUUGGGACAAUCUUUUGGAUCCUCUUUCUCCUUGGCUCCGACGAGAGGUUGUCAAAUAUGGAGAAUUCGCACAAGCGACAUACGACGCUUUUGAUUUUGAUUCUUUCUCCGAAUAUUGCGGGAGCUGCUGCUACAACCGUAAAAACUUGUUUGAGAAACUAGGCCUCACUAGAAAUGGCUACAAAGUCACCAACUAUAUUUAUGCCAUGUCCCACAUAGAUAUGCCUCAGUGGCUGGAGAGGUCACAUUUGGUCAACAAGUGGAGCAAAGAUUCGAACUGGAUGGGCUAUGUGGCGGUCAGCGAUGAUGAGGAGUCACGUAGGAUCGGAAGGAGAGACAUUGUGGUGGCGUGGCGUGGAACCGUGGCGCCCUCGGAGUGGUACGAGGAUAUGCAAAGGAAGUUAGAGACAUUUGGGAAGAGGGAUGCCAAAGUUGAACAUGGGUUUCAUAGUCUUUACACUAGUAAGAAUGAAUCUACUAGGUACAACAAAACAAGCGCCUCAGAGCAAGUGAUGAAAGAAGUGACAAGGCUUGUUGAAUUGUACAGGAAAAAAGGUGAACAAGUUAGCCUUACAAUCACCGGUCAUAGCUUGGGUGGCGCACUGGCUCUCCUCAAUGCUCACGAAGCCGCAUCAACCAUGCCCAACCUUCCCGUCAGUGUGAUUUCCUUCGGUGCGCCGAGGGUCGGCAACGUGGCUUUUCGCGAUGAGCUUCAACAGCUGGGAGUUAAGACAUUGAGGGUGGUGGUUAAGCAAGACAUGGUCCCUCGAAUGCCGGGACUUGUAUUCAACGAGGGUUUACAAAAAAAAUUUGAUGAUAUCACGGGGACAUUAGAAUGGGUAUACACCCAUGUUGGAGCUGAAUUGAAGCUCGAUGUUCGUUCAUCGCCUUACCUCAAACGAGGAUUGGAUUUGGCAGGGUUCCAUAGCCUCGAGACAUACCUUCAUCUUGUCGAUGGGUUUCAUAGUACUAGCACAACAUUUAGGUCUGAUGCGAGGAGGGAUGUUGCCUUAGUGAACAAGGCAUGUGACAUGUUGGUUGAUGAGCUUAGGAUCCCACGUUGUUGGUAUCAAUUGGCCAACAAGGGAUUAGUUUGUAAUGCUCAUGGAAGAUGGGUGAAACCAAAGAGAGAUCCUGAAGACAUACCUUCACCUACUAGGGAGGAAAGUGUUCAUACUUUUGUAGAUAGAAUGCAAACACAAGAUGUACUUGAAUCUGUACUAUGUGCCGUAUAA
This is a messenger RNA of Corylus avellana, 1542 nucleotides long. The record is from RefSeq and is a predicted model, not a curated record. NCBI's taxonomy places the organism in Eukaryota, Viridiplantae, Streptophyta, Magnoliopsida, Fagales, Betulaceae.